GCCAUAUAACCAUUCAAUUAGCCAACUUGAACAAACAACAACAAAUAAAAGAGAAAAAAAAGUAAUAUAUUCCCCAAACCCAAUUUUAUCUACUCCUUGUUUGGCGUAAAAAAUCAGCACCUUUUUCAGUUUCGAAUUUCCAUUUUCCUAAUAUCAGAUUUGUUCGAUUGUUUGGAUUUUGAUGGCUUCGAAAAGAAUAUUGAAGGAGUUGAAGGAUCUGCAAAAAGAUCCUCCUACUUCAUGUAGCGCUGGCCCUGUUGGAGAGGACAUGUUUCACUGGCAGGCUACAAUAAUGGGGCCCUCUGAUAGCCCUUACGCUGGGGGUGUAUUUUUAGUCACUAUCCAUUUUCCUCCAGAUUAUCCAUUCAAACCUCCUAAGGUUGCUUUUAGGACAAAAGUUUUCCAUCCAAAUAUCAAUAGUAAUGGGAGUAUAUGCUUGGACAUACUGAAGGAGCAGUGGAGCCCUGCCUUAACUAUUUCCAAGGUUUUGCUUUCCAUCUGUUCACUUUUGACGGACCCAAACCCUGAUGACCCGUUGGUUCCCGAAAUUGCUCAUAUGUAUAAGACAGACAAGUCCAAAUACGAAGCAACCGCCAGGAGUUGGACCCAGAAGUAUGCCAUGGGUUAAACAUUACCCUACGAUGGCUUGAAUUGAUAUAAACAAAAACAAAUUUCGAUGUUCCAUCUUCUCUAUUUUCUCCAUUAACAAUGUGUAGAAUAGCAUUAUGCAUUGCCCUCUACAGGAAGAAUGGCGAUGCUUUGAAUUUCUUUAUGUAUGGAUACUAAUAUUUGAACAUGCGUGGUAAGGACAUUUAUCUGGUUUUGGAUUGUU
Messenger RNA from Lycium ferocissimum, 832 nucleotides. Its product is annotated as ubiquitin-conjugating enzyme E2 10-like. The transcript is spliced from 5 exons. The record is from RefSeq and is a predicted model, not a curated record. NCBI's taxonomy places the organism in Eukaryota, Viridiplantae, Streptophyta, Magnoliopsida, Solanales, Solanaceae. Gene Ontology annotation, cellular component: nucleus. Gene Ontology annotation, molecular function: ubiquitin conjugating enzyme activity. Bases 182 to 628 code for a protein of 148 amino acids. Gene Ontology annotation, biological process: protein polyubiquitination.